UACAACACAUACGUACGUACGUGUUAUCUCUGCACGUUUGUAGUGUGUAUUUCUGCCAUGCCAUGUGACUUCCUGGCUAUGUGUGUGUAUGUGCGUGUGUGUACAAUCACGCUAACUUCUCGCUUUGUCACUCCUUACUGCUUUACAAGGUAAUUCAAGGGAGCCAGGAUGGACUCCAGGUCUCUCCGACUUCCAUUUUUCCUGUCCAGUUCGAAGUCGUCAUACACUUCUAGUUCAAGAGCGUCCUCCUCCUCCUCGACGUCAGCGGGCUCCAGCAGGUUGUACGGCCGGGAGACUCUGCCUCAUCAUGACCACUUUCCGAGGGUAUCAUCCACUUACAAAGCAGAUGUGGACCAAAAGAGUUGUCGCCUGCCCAGCUCAUCCAGAGACUACAGCAGCUCUGACAGCCGCAACAGCUGGAAGCCUCUGACAUCUUCCACUCGAUCUUAUGAACGUCCAUGGGCAGAAUCUUUACUGAGCAGCAGGACUAAACUGACUGACCCCGAGGAGAACUUUGGCCGUUCGAGUCUGUUGACCAGAAUUGAUGAUGGAGACAAUAAGCGGGCCAAACUGACAUACAGCAGCAGAGGACUGUACUCAAACACGCCCAGCACCUCACAGACAGGAUCCACCUACUCUAGUAGUGGGUUAAACAAUGCCAGAGCAGGUAUUAAAGAGAAACACCGCGAGUCGUCCUGGACUUCGAGCCAUUUUCUGUCGCGCUCUUCACCUUUCCGCUCAAAGCCCCUGUUGCCAAACAGAGAAGUGGAGACGCCGAAUGAGCCGGGUCUGUCAGAGCUGCGUGAUGGAAGGGCAAGAUUUCAAGAGUUGAAGUCUUUGUACAACACCUCAGACCGUCUGACUUCCACUUACGCCCAAGGAGCCCGACCCAAAGACACAGCUUACUCUUCUUGCUCCUUCACUGCUGAGCGAGAAAGGUCUCCCGGCGUUGCCUCCAGCUCCUCUGCCCAUCGCUUCUCCACACCACGUGACUACAACAGCCGACCCUCAACACGGGUCUUGAACGCCUCAUCCAGCUAUGCCCCAUUUCAGGAACAGCCUUCCUCCCGCAGGCGUGAAGCCCCACUGCCUUCGACAGCUACUUCCGACGGUGGCGAGCGCCAACGGCGAACCUCUACACGGCAUCUGUUAUCCCGCCUUCUGUUCUCGCCCCGCUCCAGCCAAGACUCCUCCUCUUCCUCCUCCUCCUCCUCCUCCUCCUCCAGUAGCUCAUCCAGCAGCCCCUCGGUUGAUGAUGACAGUCUGUCUUUGGAAAGCGACGAGGGCGCCGGGAGGGAUGCGGAGCCGGCCUCUCACGCCACCGGGACCAGGCAGUGCAGAGCUGACCUCUCUCCGAUAUGGGAGGAUAAGAAUUGCGGCGUGGCAGGAGCUAGGGUGGCGUCACCCAGGGAGCCUCAAGUUAUGAGCAGAGAGGCGGCCAGUGACGGAAACUCCAGGCUCUCUUCCUCCCUGCGGAGCCGCUGCUCUCCUCUCCUCUCUCGUCUUCAAAGACACGCAAGGGGAGUUGGUGCACAGUCAUCUGCCGGCCAAAGCCGUCCUCAGCACUUGCUGAGAAGAUGGGACAUUCGUGAACAGAGAGCGCCUCAAAAUGAUGACAAAGAUGAGGAUGGCGAUGAGGAUGAAGAGGAGCAAGGGGCGGUGGGUCUAAAUCAUUAUACCAGUCCUCGCAGGCAAGAGGAGUUGCCUCAAGUAGAGGAAACUUUAGCGGGCUUGGCGCAGCGCCGCAGGGGAGAUCCACUCCAAAACGAGUCCACGAGACCUCAAGUUGGCCCUGAGAGGACGCUGGACGUCGCAGGGAGCAAACAAGAGAAGCUUCGCAUUAUCAAGGAGAGACUGCUGCUGGAAGAUUCUGACGAAGAUGAAGGAGACCUGUGCCGAAUUUGCCAGAUGGCAGAGGUGUCGGCAUCCAACCCCUUGAUUCAACCAUGUCGAUGCACAGGAAGUCUGCAGUAUGUCCACCAGGACUGUAUCAAGAGAUGGCUCUGCUCCAAACUUGGCUCAGCCAUCAACAUGGAGGCCAUCACAACCUGUGAACUCUGCAAGGAGAAGUUGCGCUUGAACAUAGACAACUUUGAUAUCCAGCAGCUGUACAGGACGCACGCGCAGUUUAGAUAUGACGACUUCAUCAGCCGUGGUGUCCAUCUGGUGGUCCUGUUGCAUCUUUUUGAACAGAGGUUCGCUGAUGUCCUGGGGGCAAUCGAUACAGCCGGGUCAUUUAACCUGGUGAGAAUUCUUCCAGAACACUUGGACAACCCUGAAAGUCUUCUCGAGGAAAGUCUCCGCCAGGAACAAGACGACCGACCUUCUGUUGACUUCUCUGACUCGGACGACAACCUGGACGAGGAAUACUGAUCAAGAUAAUCUGCUUGCGGGAAAUGGGAAGCUGUUGAAGAAUUUCAUACGCUGGUGGGCGAAAUUGUCCCAUUUUGAAAAUUGCAGUUUCAGAAAUAAGAGAACUGGCUCGCACUUCUGUUAAUUUGGCAAAAAAGCGCUGAGUUUAAUUUUUUGACCUUCAGUGUUACAAAAGUAAAUUAGUUCACCUCAAAGUAUAUUUUCAAAGGCUAGAGACAUCAGUGAUGCAAUUAAAAAUUAGUCGACUAAGGUGUUUAAUAGGGAAAUUAAUCUGCAGACGAGACUGAGUCAUUCACUAAAAAAAAAAAAAAACGUCUGGACUUUGAAUGUUCAGAGGAUAUAAUGGUGCAUGCCCCCCUGAGGAGAGAGCAAUAUGUGGCAUAUGUGAACCAGUUUGUUUGCAGUCUAUUCUCAACAGUUCACAUUAUCUUUCCCCACAUUAUCGGUUAUUUACACGUAAGUUCCCAAUUGGUAUCGGUUUGUAUGAAAAUGAGAAAUGAAACCAAUUUGAAAAUCACCCAACAGUGAAGGUAGACUUGUCAACCCACUCCAUUAGGGAACUUCAUGUUACUAAUGAGGCAACACACUGUGCACUAAUGUGAACUUUUUAAAAUUGUACUACUUAACAUCUAGUGCUGUGGUAGCAGUACUGCUAGUGCACAGCCUUGCCUCAUUAAUAAUGUGGUUUUUGUACCACUAAGCCAAAGUAGUCCCAGUGUGCAGCAAUCGCAUCCAGUAGUGGGGGAAACCUUUUUACUAGUGAGACAAUCACUCUACAAUUGCACUGCAAUGUCUCAUUUGAGAGGACAAAGAGUAUCCUAGUGCUAAAGGCUUGGUAAGGCAAGGAUGAGGAAUAAAUGCUUGGCUCACAUUUUGGUUUUGAUUGCCCACUCUGUAAAGAUUUACAGAUAUGCAAACUACAAAUGCAGUGGUGUGUGAAAACAGUUGCUUAAGCACGUUUGGUAUGAGUGCACUUUAUAUUUCAAGACAAAUGCAACCACAAGUGCUUCAAUGUUGACAAUUUGUUUUGGGCUGCUUUUCCGCUUGAGUGCAAGCGUGUCCAGCUUUCAGAUAUCUUCUUUUCAGUGUUAAAGGGUGAAAAGAUGCGUUAAAGCAUAAGUUGAGUUUGAACAUGUUUAUCGAAAUAAAAGUUGAAUGUGAAAAGCUGUGUUUGAACAUGUUUAUCGAAAUAAAAGUGGAUUGUGAAAAGCUUAA
This is a messenger RNA of Syngnathus typhle (broad-nosed pipefish), 3588 nucleotides long. It is a transcript of the gene marchf7, whose product is annotated as membrane-associated ring finger (C3HC4) 7. Bases 169 to 2373 code for a protein of 734 amino acids. The record is from RefSeq and is a predicted model, not a curated record. Gene Ontology annotation, molecular function: zinc ion binding. Lineage: Eukaryota; Metazoa; Chordata; Actinopteri; Syngnathiformes; Syngnathidae. The transcript is spliced from 11 exons.